GUGUGAUCACUGAGCAUAGUUUGGCAGAAAAUGGUUUUCCAGAAUUGACUAAGCACUAUUUUCACAAAUGCCAUUUGAUAUGACAGCAAUUGAAUACGGCUAUUGCUUCUGGCUGUGUAAAGAAUCAGCCAUCAGCUUUUUGUUUAUGUGGUAUAGCAUUCAGAAGUGUUGAUACAGUAGAAUGAGGAAGAAUGCUAAAUGACAGAUUGUGUGUAUGAGGUGGUGCCAUAGACAAGUGUGUUACUGGAGAUGUGUGUUUCACAAUUUGCUUGAUGCUUGUUCAUGAGCAUUCUGAAUCAAAGCAUUAGGUAAUAGUUUUUCUGAUUUUAUAGCUACCUAGCUUAGUGGUUAUGGGGGGCAUCAUAGAGUUGCAGAAUGCAGUACUACUAGCUUGUCACAUACAAGGAGCUAUAUAAGUUCUACCAGGUUGCAUGCUGGUAGUGCUCCCUAGGCAAAAUUCAGUUAAAAGUCCAAAUAGAUGGUGAGCUGGCAUUCCAGUGUGGUGCACAUGGAAUUCUGGGCACUAGCAGGUACGCAAGCAGGGUAGGUACCUCCUACCCUAUUCCAACCCAAACACCAACCUCAAUAAAGGUUUUACUCUAAUGCAAGGACUCUGGGGAGCUGGGAACUUGCUGACAGAAUGCCUGGUGAUGGUCAAAAAUACUACUGCAAAAGAGAGUUUUUGAAGUAGAAAGGCAGAAACUUGUAAAGAACUAACUGAUCCCAUAAAUGAAUUCAUCUGUCCCACCCUAGGUGAUCACAGGAUAUUCCUUCAGGCAUUAAAGAAACUCAGAUUAUAGCAUGAAAAACAAGUAUAUAGGAGGUUUUUCAAUAGCUGUUUUCUGUUCACCUGCAUUUAUUUGAAGGAGCUGCAGUGCCAGAAGUUCGUGUUAUGGACAGUGCCCAAAGGAUUUUAUUGUUAACAACACUGAAGGGGGAACAUAGGUAAAAAAAACAAAAGGUCUCUAAUUAUAUGAUAAAAAAGAUAGGGAGUGCCGAGAGAAAGAAGGAGCAUACGUUAUGAAAUGUUGUUUCAGUUGUCUCAUCAAGUAGGCAGGAAGUAGAAGUAGCAGUAGUCAUUGCUGUGUUCACUCAGUCUUCAUUGUUGCAUUGUUGUAAUUUUUAGAGAAUAACUUACCUAAUUAGGGUAUAACUUGGCACUAGUGCUGGAAGAGCGUGUUUCUCUCUGUAGGCCCCCUACAGAAAGGAUGCCUGAACAGUUACUCACUGUAAUUGUUAGCAAAGUUUUUCAUUGUGACUUCUUCAGUUCCGACGCCUAGGUGGAAGAAGCUUUUGAUUUAAAGAGAAGUCCUGACUACUGACUAUCUUUUAAUGAAGCCUGGAAAAUUAAUUACUAUGUCUUACAAAAUGGCGGGGGGCAGUGUCAGCCAUGCUUAUGGAGACUCCUUAGUUAUUCUUGUGAUAAUUAAAAUAUAUAAUUAAUAUAAUGUUCUCAAUGGGGAAAAAAGGUUUUAUACUUUGCUUUUAAAUCUAGUGUAUAUGUACUCUACCACUUCCAUUGACCAGAGGUUUUGCAAAACUUAAUGAAAGAUAAACCUGCAGCUAGUCUGAGGUACUGCUGUUCUGUACAUUCUAUGAUGUAUCACCGUGGUCACACAAAUAGUGUGUGGUCCUGUUCAGUGCACUGCAAGUGAUGUAAGGUGUGACCCUGCUGUGCUGGCUCAAACACUGCAAUGGCAGCACAGCUGAGCAUUGUGACUCCUUGUACUGUUAGUUCUGCUAGAGGACUUUGGGCUGUGCUGAAUUCUGUUUUUGUCAAUAGUGAUGAAGUUUGUUUGCUGUUGUUAUUCAGAGUGACUGUGACUGCUGAGUUUGGAUGAUGAUUUGUCAUAUUCACAGCUAUUUCCUGAGCAUAAUAAAGUUAAAGCUGCCCCCUAAAACAUACAUAAGUAAAGUUGCUUCUUAGGGAGUAGUAGUAUGUUUCAAAUGAAAUCUGUUUCAGUGUUUUAAUUCAACCUCUUAUCCCCUCUUGCCUUAGGGAUUUGAUAGCAGAAAAAAUCCUCAACUUAGGACAUGGAUCUACAGGAUGUUAUCUGGGAGAGUGGAUUAACGAAGGGAAUGUUUUUUAAAGAAAGAUAGGGAGAAAAGUGUAAAAGACUAGCUUUAUUUUGUGUAGAGCUCAAUAACAACUUAUUCCUUAAGCUGUGAAGAGAAUUGAUUCUGGAACCUUGUGGCUCCCAGUGUUCCAGAAACUUAAAUCAGUCCUGAGAGAUUUGGUGAUAAACAAAUCAGAUUCUUCUUCUCAAUGCCCUUUCACCUCUGUUGGUUUUGAAAUAUUAAUUACAGGUAUGCAAAAUCCAUGGCUGUGGUGAAAUGUCAUCUUUCAUCCCUAUUGCUAUUCCAAGGAGAUUAGACAAAAAUCUAAGCAAAUCCCAGAUACAUUGAGGGAAUCUGGUCAAAUCUAGCGCAGUGAGAAAGAACAGCUUCUCCGCAUUGCUGAGAUACUGGAUACUGGUUUCUUUAUAACAAGGAAAGUCUAAAUUCCUGUAACGCUGAGGAUGGGGAAGGAUUAUUAUUCUAUUCUGGGAAUUGAAAAGGGGGCUUCUGAAGAGGAUAUCAAAAAGGCUUACAGAAAACAAGCGCUUAAAUGGCAUCCAGAUAAGAACAAGUCUGCUCAUGCAGAGGAAAAAUUCAAGGAGAUUGCAGAAGCUUAUGAAGUGCUGAGUGAUCCCAAAAAGAGAGACAUUUAUGAUCAGUUUGGGGAAGAAGGUCUGAAAGGAGGAGCUGGAGGACCUGAUGGACAGGGUGGUACCUUCCGGUAUUCCUUCCAUGGUGACCCACAUGCUACGUUUGCAGCUUUCUUUGGUGGCACAAAUCCUUUUGAGAUCUUCUUUGGAAGGAGAAUGCCUGGUGGUAGAGACACUGAAGACAUGGAGGUGGAUGGUGAUCCUUUUGGAUCAUUCACUAGUUUCAGUAUGAAUGGUUUUCCAAGAGAAAGGAAUACAGUAGGUAGCCAGUUACGUCGUAAACAAGAUCCCCCUGUAAUUCAUGAGCUUAAGGUGUCAUUGGAAGAGAUAUAUCAUGGCUGCACAAAAAGGAUGAGGAUUUCACGUAAAAGGCUGAACCCAGAUGGUAGAAGUGUCCGAACAGAAGACAAAAUUCUCACUAUUGAAAUAAAAAGAGGAUGGAAAGAAGGCACCAAAAUCACUUUUCCAAAAGAAGGUGAUGAAACACCCAACACAAUUCCAGCUGACAUUGUUUUUAUCAUAAAAGAUAAACCUCACUCUCAUUUCAAGAGAGAUGGAUCAAAUAUUGUUUAUCCUGUUAAGAUCAGCUUAAGGGAGGCAUUGUGUGGCAGCUCUAUCAAUGUGCCAACAAUAGAAGGAAGAACCAUACCCAUGACAGUAAAUGAAGUUGUAAAGCCUGGGAUGAGAAGAAGAAUUAUAGGAUAUGGUUUGCCAUUUCCCAAAAAUCCUGACCAACGUGGAGACUUAAUUAUAGAGUUUGAAGUAAUUUUCCCAGAUAACAUUUCUCCAGCAUCAAAAGAAGUACUUAGGCGAAAUCUUCCAGUUUCGUAAAAUGAGGACUAUGUCAACUGUUUAAGCAGGACACUGGAAAUGCAGAAGACUGGCAAGUCUGUGCUUUAAAAGUGCAAUGUGUAACAACUAGUGGAAUAUCUGUUUGUUUUUUUUUUUGUUUGUUUGUGGGUUGGGUGGGGGGAAAUAUUGUAAUGCUGCAUGAGAAGAAAAGAGUUAAGUACAAGUCAUAUGGAUGACUUCUGCAGUAUAAUUUACAGGGAAAACCACUCAUAUUUUAUAUUAGAUCUUCCUAAUCAGAAAAGCUUAUUCAGUAUUUUGCUUAAUAUAAAGCGUAGUCAGUUUUUACAAAGCCAAUGCAUAUUUCUGAUAAAGUACUCAAGCCACCAAGUACUUUUAUUCCUUAUAUCCCUACUCUAUCUAACAUAAACAGUUUAUACAGAAAUUGGAUGUGGUAGAAAUAUACACAUGCGAACACUUUAAAUUACAAAACAGUAAGGAUGCUACUUGGUAUGUUGCUUUCCACUGCACAAAGCAUAGUCUGGGAAAAUCAGCUUGGGCUCCUAAAUUGCCCCCCAUUGAAAUCAAAGUAUUUUCUUUAUUUCAUCAGAAUGUGAGGGGUCUGCAUUAGAAGUCUAGGAAAGAGCAUGUAUCUUGAGGAGAAAGUAGCUGUUUGUUGAGUGGUUCCUCAUGCUUCAGGCAUGGAUUGUACAAAUGCAUAUACAGCAAGUGUGGGCCUGCUGUCACAUGAGACAGGGAAAUUGGGUGACAAAUAAUGUAGAGAAGUCUGAGAUACUCAGUGCCUUCUUUGCCUCAAUCUUUACCGAUAAUACAGUCAUGACCAGGAGUCAGCUUGCUGAAACCAGAAGGGAAUCCUGAAACAAGGAAGAGGUAACCUCAGUGGUGGUGAACCAACAUAGAGAUGCAUUAAACUAAAUAUACAGAAAUCCAUGACACCUGACAGGUUGCAUGCAGAAGUGCUGAAGAAUCUAGCUAAUGCCUUUACAAGGCCUUUCAAUUAUCUUUUAAUUUGAGAAAGGUUUCUGUAGACUGGUAAGAAGCAAAUAUCGCUCCUAUCUUCAAGAAAAACUAGAGAGAAGAUAUGAGGAAUUACCAGCAAGUCACCCUUAAUGCAGUUCCUGGGAAGGUGAGAAGGAGUAUCCUCCCAGACAGCAUUUUCAAACAUGUGGAAGGCAGUAAAGCAAUUUAAAGUCAGCAUAGAUUUACAGAGGGGGAAUCAUAGUUGACCAACUUGAUUUCAUUCUACAGUGUGGUGAUUAGCUUGGUGGAUAAUGGAAAAACAGUCUGUGUUCUUUACCUUGACUUUAGUAGGCAAAUUGACAAAGUACAGAUAGAUAAGUGGACAAUGAGAUGAAUUAAAAGUGACUGAAUGAGUGGCCGCAGGGGUUUUGUUAUCAGUGUCACAAAGUUCACUAGGAGGUAAGUCACUAGUGGUGUAUGCAAAUGCUCGAUACCGUGGCCAGUAAUAUUCAGCAUCUUUGUUAAAGACCUGUAUGAUGGAAUGGAAUGCACACUCAGCAAGUUUGCAUGUCACACAGAACUGUGAGGAGUGGCUGAUAACACCACGUUGAUUGUGCUGGCCUUAAGAGGGGCUUUGGUGGUCCAAAAAAACCAUACAGAGGAAAAAAAUACAGUUCAGUGAGUAAAAAUUUUGCUCCCUGAAGUAUUACUGAGUUAUCAGUACAGUCUUGGGGCUUGCUGUCUGGAAAGCAAUUUUGCUGAGAAAGGGCUUUGAGUUUCUGGCAGACAACAAACUGACCAUGAACUAGCAAUGUCCUUGCAGCAAAACAGGCUAAUGGUAUCCUGGGUUGCACUGGGAAGCCUUGUGAGCUGAUUGAGGGAGGUAAUCCUUCCCUACUCCUCACUAGUGAGGCUGCAUCUGUCAUACUGUGUCCUGUUGUAUGCUCCCCAGUAGAAGGAAGACAGUGGCUUGAUGGAACAAGUCUAUGAGAGAUUGAGAGAACUAGAACUCUUCAGUCUGGAACGCAGAAAGCUCAGGGGGUUCUUAUAAAUGUGUACAAGCAUUUGGAAGGAGGGAAUGAGGAGACGGGAGCCAGACUCUUUUCAGUAUCACCCAGUGUUGGGACAAAAAGCAUGGGGACAACUUAAUACACUUUUUUUUUUUUUAAUACUGCAAGGGUGGUCACAGACUGUGGAGUAUCCAUCCGUGGAGAUGCUCAGAACCAAACUGGACAAAGUCCUGGGCAGCCUGGUCUAGCUGGCCAUGCUUGAGGAGAUUUGGGUGAUCACCAGAGGUUCCUUCCAACCUAAAAGAUUCUGUGUACACUGACUUAGGAACCUUUUUCAAUAGACAGUAUUAAGGACCAUCCUCUGUAAUUGAGGCUUAUCCCAAAGAUGGGUGAUGCUGAUGUGACAGCUUGAAUCCAUAGGGAAUAGGUUUUUGGGUGGAAAGAUGUAUAAAGAACACUGUAGAAGUGUACCGUAGAAUACAAAUAUGACUUAUCUUUGGAGUUAAAUAAGGUGCAUAGGGAAAAAGAAAGCCCUCUGUAAUAGUCUAGUUUUGUAAUAUUGUAAUAGGGCUGGUUCCCUGCGUUUUGGUGGAAGAAAUGCCUUGCAGAUUUGUUCUUGUUACUUGAGUUUAAAAUAUAAUAGAGUGCUUUAGCAACAGUUUCAGAGAAUGCUUUUCUUCAUAAGAAGAAAAUAUAUAGAAUUUGCUGUUAGCCUUUUGACUGUGGAAACUCAGUAGUUACCUGCUUUGUUAGGUAGCUUAAGAAAUAGCAGUAUUAACUUCAUAUAAACGCUUUUCUGUGGGAAAGUAAAUAAUAUGGAAGUUGGGAUUCAAUUUACAAUAGCUUUUUAAUGAGCACAAAAAAUUCCAUUUUUGUUACUCAAAGAAAUAGAACUUCUGGAAGAUACUGUUCAAAUAAUUUUUCAACUGCGGAUCUCUUUGUAUGUUGUCAGUUGUAGUCCUACAACUGCAGUAGAUCUACAAGGAAUGAAACAAUUGCUGGAGCAGUAUCACAAAGGGCAAACUUAGCUGCUUAAUGUUUCUGCGUAUUGUUAACACUAUAUCUUGUUUGUUGAAAAAGUUCCCAAUAUGUACUGUAUUGCAUUUCUUAUGUGGUUUUUAAGUAAAAAGUGUAAAGUUGUUUUUUCA
This is a messenger RNA of Tympanuchus pallidicinctus (lesser prairie-chicken), 6636 nucleotides long. RefSeq names its product DnaJ heat shock protein family (Hsp40) member B4 (gene DNAJB4). Bases 2520 to 3539 code for a protein of 339 amino acids. The record is from RefSeq and is a predicted model, not a curated record. The transcript has 4 exons. Gene Ontology annotation, cellular component: cytosol. Gene Ontology annotation, molecular function: protein-folding chaperone binding. NCBI's taxonomy places the organism in Eukaryota, Metazoa, Chordata, Aves, Galliformes, Phasianidae.